Molecule: messenger RNA, 2244 nt
Organism: Ostrinia nubilalis (European corn borer)
Lineage: Eukaryota; Metazoa; Arthropoda; Insecta; Lepidoptera; Crambidae
Gene: galene
Exons: 15
Coding region: 1-2025 (674 amino acids)
Biological process (GO): potassium ion transmembrane transport; stabilization of membrane potential
Cellular component (GO): plasma membrane
Molecular function (GO): outward rectifier potassium channel activity; potassium ion leak channel activity
Source: RefSeq, a predicted model, not a curated record
AUGUCGCGCCGCGAGGGCCGCGUGGAGCGCGCCGAGGGCCCCGCGAUGCCUCCGCCCAGCAAAUGUGCCAAAGUGCUGUACUACACGUGGCGGCUGUGCUCGGUGGUGUUCUCGCACUUCGUGAUGAUCAGCCUCGUGGUGGCCUACUGCAUCCUCGGCGCCGUCACCUUCGAGCGCUUGGAGGCGCAGUACGAGCGAGAGGUAAAGAUGAACAUCUCGAGGAUCCGCGAGAACACGACGCAGAGCAUGUGGCUGAUGACGACGCGCGUGCCGCUGCUCAACCAGAGCAACUGGACCUCCGGCGCCGUCGACAUGCUCAAGGACUUCGAGAACUCUAUCCUGCUGGAGAUGAAGGUGCGCGGCUGGGACGGCAACGAGAGCACCGACCACAUCCAGUGGACCUUCACGGGGGCCCUGUUCUACUCCAUCAUUGUCAUCACCACCAUCGGCUACGGGCACAUAGCCCCGAAGACGCAGACGGGGAAGGUGGUGACCAUCUUCUACGCCAUCCUGGGCAUCCCGCUCAUGCUGCUGUGCCUCUCCAACAUCGGAGACGUCAUGGCUUCAUCGUUCAGAUUCCUGUAUUGGCGCGUGUGCUGCUACGUCUGCACGCGGCCUCCAAAGCGGCGGCAUCGACAUCACCAUCCUUCCAUCAGGCGCUCGGGCCGCGGCGGCAGCACGCGCGGCUCCACGCGCCGGCGCCGGCCCGUCGAGCGUGCUCACUCCGACACGGAUUGCAGGUACCGCGACAGCGGGUACAGCAGCGGGCGGGCGCGGCGGGCGCGCGCGCCGCCCCACGCGGCCCCGCCCGCCCCGGCGCGGCCUCGCUCGCAGCCGCCCUCCACCUACGCCAGAGGAUAUGCGCCAAGGGAAUUUCUUGACCGAGAUGAUAGAUCUCCGGUUCAAUAUGAACGAUAUGGCCGAGACACGUAUGAGGAGGAAGAAGAAGAUUUCCCAAAAAUCUCAUUACCUCUACAAGAUUUAGAAGCUGCUUUGAAAGAGUUAGAUAAUCAUCAGAAAAAAAUAACUUCGAAGCCUGAUUUGCGGAGUAAAUCAUUACCGAGACCUUCAAAACCCAAGCCAGAUUAUGGUCCAAGAAGAGACUUUGAUGACUCCAGACAUUACGAAAUGGAUGAUAGAAAUAUGUUCGAAAUGCAUGACCUCCACGAUGUAGACUACGAGAAUUACAAAGAGAGGAAGGCAUUGGAGGAAAGGGACAAAAAACAGAGAGAGCGAGAUGAUUACUAUGCAAGAGAUCGUGGUUAUGAUCCGGAAGAUGAUGAUUAUGAAUUUGAUAAUCCGAGGAGUAGGAGGGAUCGUAGUGAUUGGAGAAUGGGCCGAGGCAGGUCUGAGUAUUACGAGCGCGAGCGCGAAGACUACGGGCCGAGCAAGCGCGGGCGCCGGGCCAAGAGCGCUGCGUACGAGUACGAGCACCGCUGGGACGACGACCUGGAGGACGGCAGGCGGCCCGACCCCCGGGCCCGCCGGCUGCGGCGCCUGCAGACCGUCGAGGAUGGCGCAAGACCGUACAGACACUAUACUCCAUCGCCAGAACGAGACGAUUGGAGCGAUGAAGUAGCAAUACCAAAACGAAAUCGGCCUCCAGUUUGGGGCUCUCGCCAGUCGGAAAUCUACGCAGUGGAGGCACCUGUUAAAGAAGAGAUCAAGCCGGUCCCCAUCUGGUUGUGCGUGUUCCUUGUAGCGUCGUACAUCGUGGCCGGCACGUUCCUGUUCAAGCAGUGGGAGGGCUGGGAGUACCUGGACGCGGCCUACUUCUGCUUCAUCACGCUCACCACCAUCGGCUUCGGGGACUUCGUGCCCGCGCAGGGCCAGAACACGGAUGAGCCGGCAGCGGCGGUGCACUCCAUCGCGCUGUGCUCGCUGUACCUGCUGUUCGGGAUCGCACUGCUGGCCAUGUCGUUCAACCUGGUGCAGGAGGAGGUGCGCGCCAACGUGGCAGCGCUGGCCACCAAGCUCGGCAUCAUCAAGCCGCGCGAGCCCUCCGACGCGGGCACCGACUACUGACACCGAACUGUUUUGACAUAAAUAAAUACUUUCUUCUAAAGCCCGGUCUCCGAGCACGUAGAAUCUUGUUGCUGUCGCGCUCGCACACUCACUGCAGGCGCCCGUCGCACAGACGCGACAGCAAUAUAAUUACGCGCGAGCGAUAAGGAUGGGUAGCUUGGGGUCAUUGGACAAAAUUCUACGUGCUCGGAGACCAGACUAUAUCUAUCUUUACUGGAA